Rubroshorea leprosula is the source of this 2565-nucleotide messenger RNA. NCBI's taxonomy places the organism in Eukaryota, Viridiplantae, Streptophyta, Magnoliopsida, Malvales, Dipterocarpaceae. The record is from the annotation of a GenBank genome assembly.
CAUGGUGAUCUCACAGAAAUAGGUCAGAGAGGGAUUAACAUGAGUGGAGGACAGAAGCAGAGGAUUCAACUUGCUCGAGCUGUCUAUAAUGAUGCUGAUCUCUACCUUCUUGAUGAUCCUUUCAGUGCUGUCGAUGCUCAUACAGCUUCCACUUUAUUCAAUGACUGUGUCAUGACAGCUCUAAAGACGAAAACUGUCAUUUUGGUAACUCAUCAAGUGGAGUUUCUCUCAGAAGUGGAUAGAAUUCUGGUUAUGGAAGAUGGGCAAAUUACUCAAUCAGGAAGCUAUGAGGAUCUCCUGAUCGCUGGGACUGCAUUUGAGCAGCUUGUGACAGCUCACAGGAAUGCAGUGACAGCAUUGAGUCCUUUAAAUAAUGAAAGCCAAGGAGAAUUUCCAAAGAUAGAUCGGGUUCAAUCAGAAAACUCAAGUGUUUUUAAUCCCAACAAACAGAACAGUGAGGGGGAGAUUUCGGCAAAGGGUCCACAAGGAGUGCAACUUACAGAAGAAGAAGAAAAGGAGAUUGGAGAUGUUGGAUGGAAGCCAUUCAUGGAUUAUCUCCAUAUCUCAAAAGGAUCUCUUCUUAUGCUUUCGGGCAUAUUGGCUCAGUCUAAUUUCGUCGUUCUUCAGGCUGCUGCAACUUAUUGGUUAGCAUUUGCAAUUAAAAUUCCAAAAGUUACCAGCAGCAUGUUAAUAGGAGUUUAUACUGGUAUCUCAACACUCAGUGCUGUUUUCGUUUAUUUGAGAGCCUUGUUUGCAGCUCUCCUUGGAUUAAAGGCGUCCAAAGCCUUUUUCUCUGGUUUCACAAAUUCCAUUUUUAAGGCUUCAAUGCUUUUCUUUGACUCUACUCCUGUUGGGCGUAUUUUGACCAGAGCUUCAUCAGAUUUGAGUAUUGUGGAUUUUGACAUUCCUUUUGCCUCUAUUUUUGUGGCGGCUUCUGGCACUGAAGUUCUAGCAACUAUUGCAAUCAUGGCCUUUGUCACAUGGCCAGUUCUAAUUGUUGCCAUCCUUGCUAUGUUGGCAGUAAAAUACAUUCAGGGCUAUUAUAUGGCUACUGCAAGGGAACUAAUAAGAAUUAAUGGAACAACAAAAGCACCAGUUAUGAAUUAUGCAGCUGAGACAUCACUUGGAGUUGUCACAAUUAGAGCCUUUAACAUGGUGGACAGGUUCUUCAGAAACUACCUAAACCUUGUGGACAUGGAUGCCAAGCUUUUCUUCUUUUCUAAUGCAACCAUGGAGUGGCUAAUUCUAAGAAUAGAGACACUUCAGAAUCUGACAUUAUUCACUGCUGCAUUUCUUAUACUUCUACUUCCGAAAGGCCAUAUAGCUCCAGGACUUGUUGGGCUCUCUCUUUCUUAUGCUUUACAACUGACAGGCACACAGAUUUUCCUGUCUCGGUGGUAUUGCAACUUAUCAAACUACAUAAUUUCAGUUGAACGGAUAAAACAGUUCAUGCACAUACCACCAGAGCCUCCAGCAAUAGUAGAGGACAAGAGGCCACCAUCAUCCUGGCCUUCUAAAGGCAGAAUAGAGUUGCAUGAGCUGAAGAUAAGAUAUCGUCUGAAUGCUCCAUUGGUUCUCAAAGGGAUCACUUGUACAUUUGAAGAAGGAACUAGAGUAGGAGUUGUUGGAAGGACUGGAAGUGGCAAAACUACAUUAAUAAGUGCCUUGUUUCGUCUGGUAGAACCUGCAGGUGGGAAAAUUUUUAUAGAUGGACUUGACAUAUGCUGCAUGGGACUGAAAGAUCUGAGAAUGAAUCUAAGCAUCAUCCCUCAAGAACCAACUCUAUUCAAAGGCAGUGUUCGAACUAACUUAGAUCCCCUCAGCCUUUACUCAGAUGAUGAGAUAUGGAAGGCUUUGGAGAAGUGUCAACUUAAGGCAACAAUCAGUAGCCUGCCAAACAAGUUAGACUCAUCAGUCAGUGAUGAAGGUGACAACUGGAGUGUGGGACAGCGACAACUCUUUUGCCUUGGAAGGGUUCUGCUUAAGAGGAAUAGAAUUUUGGUGCUAGAUGAAGCUACUGCUUCCAUAGACUCUGCCACUGAUGCGAUUAUACAAAAAAUUCUCAGAGAAGAAUUCUCCAAAUGCACGGUGAUAACUGUUGCUCAUCGUGUCCCUACAGUUAUAGAUAGUGACAGGGUCAUGGUCCUCUCAUAUGGGAAAUUGGUGGAGUAUGAUGAACCCUCAAAGCUUAUGGAGACAAACUCUUCUUUUUCUAAGCUUGUAGCUGAAUACUGGUCCAGUUGCAGGAGAAAUUCCUAUCAAACUCUAAACAACUGUUAAAGAAAAUGGCACUGCAUGUCGAGUGUCAACCCCAAUUAUAAUAAGAACAUGCGUUGGGUAUCUAAGCCACAGAAAAAAUCCCUGUAGUGUGUUCGCCAUGAUAGCUGUAAGGGUAGUGGAAAAGUAAAUUAUUUGAGGUGAGGGAAUUAGUGUUCUUUCUAUCAAUGAUUUCAGCGUUAGUGGGAAACAAUGAGUAUCAUUCUGAUGCAGAAAGUAUGCUUCUUCCUUUUCUGUAUUUUUAUUUAAUCCCAGAUAAAGACAACUAGCAGUACAGUUAAUCGACGA